Elaeis guineensis (African oil palm) is the source of this 2102-nucleotide messenger RNA. RefSeq names its product L-ascorbate oxidase homolog. The record is from RefSeq and is a predicted model, not a curated record. Lineage: Eukaryota; Viridiplantae; Streptophyta; Magnoliopsida; Arecales; Arecaceae. Gene Ontology annotation, molecular function: copper ion binding; oxidoreductase activity.
UCCAUCACGGAUGCUUUACUUACAAGCCCGUUCUUCUACUUCCUUUCCCAUCCCCGUAUCUUUCCUCACCUUAUACCCAAUGGAGAGGGGAGAGAGAACAAAAAGAUAAAGAGGGGUGAAAGUUUGGAUUUCGUCAUCUUUUUCUCCUCACCUCUCAAUCUCUUUCCUCCACUCCCCACUCAAUACUUUUCAUAAAAAUGACUCUAAACACUGCUGCCUUUGCUCUCUUGUGUUGUCUUUCACUCUCCAUCCUUGUUGGUGCUGAUAAUCCAUAUAGGUUCUUCACUUGGAAUGUGUCUUUUGGAGACAUCUAUCCUCUUGGUGUAAGGCAACAGGGGAUACUGAUCAAUGGGCAAUUCCCGGGGCCAGAUAUCUACUCUGUCACCAAUGACAAUCUCAUUAUAAAUGUGCACAAUAGCUUGAGCGAGCCCUUCCUCAUCUCAUGGAAUGGAGUGCAGCAAAGGAGGAACUCAUGGGAGGAUGGGGUCUCGGGAACCAACUGCCCAAUUCCGCCAGGUAAGAACUUCACCUACAUUUUGCAGGUGAAGGACCAAAUUGGCAGCUUCUUCUACUUCCCCUCACUCUACUUCCAUAAGGCGGCCGGUGGCUUCGGUGGAUUCCGAAUCCUCAGCCGGCCCCUCAUUCCAGUCCCAUUCUCGGAGCCGGCCGGCGACUACACCGUCCUCAUCGGUGAUUGGUACAAGGCAAAUCACACGGCUCUGAGAGCCACGCUAGACGGUGGCAAGAAGCUCCCUUUCCCGGAUGGCAUUCUCAUCAACGGCCGUGGCCCCAACGGCGCUUAUUUUACAGUGGAUCAAGGCAAGACUUACCGGCUUCGGAUCUCAAAUGUGGGGCUCCAAAAUUCGCUAAACAUCCGCAUCCAAAAUCACACGAUGAAGCUGGUGGAGGUGGAAGGCACGCACACACUCCAAAGUAGUUACUCAUCCAUCGACGUCCAUGUCGGCCAGUCGUUAUCGGUUCUUGUUACGGCCGACCAGUCACCGAAGGACUAUUAUAUUGCCGUCUCUACCCGUUUCACCACCAUCAUCCUCACCACCACUGCUGUUCUCCACUACAGUAACUCCGGGCAAAAGGUUACUGGCCUAAUUCCUGGUGGGCCAACCACCCAGAUUGACUGGUCUCUUAAUCAGGCCCGUUCAUUUAGGACUAACCUCACUGCAAGCGGACCAAGGCCUAACCCCCAAGGUUCAUACCACUACGGCAUGAUCAAUCUCACUCGGACCAUCCGGCUCGCCAGCUCGGCCGCCCAGGUGAAUGGCAAGCAACGCUAUGCAGUUAACAGCGUGUCCUACGUCGAGCCAGACACCCCCUUAAAACUCGCCGACUACUACAAGAUUGGAGGAGUUUUCCGGCUUGGCAGCAUCUCCGACAACCCCACAGGUGGAAAGGAGUACCUCGACACCUCAGUCAUGGCUGCCGACUACCGAGUCUUUGUGGAGAUUGUGUUCCAGAACAAUGAGGACAUUGUCCAGAGCUGGCAUCUUGAUGGCUAUAACUUCUGGGUUGUGGGGAUGGAUGGAGGUCAGUGGAGCUCAGAUAGCAGAAAAGGUUAUAAUCUUAGAGAUGCAGUAUCUCGCUGCACUACCCAAGUAUAUCCCAAGUCAUGGACUGCAGUAUAUCUUAUGCUUGACAAUGUUGGGAUGUGGAAUGUAAGGACUGAGUAUUGGGCGCGUCAGUAUCUCGGGCAGCAAUUUUAUCUGCGUGUAUACUCUCCACUUGAAUCAAUAAGGGAUGAGUAUCCCAUCCCCAAGAAUGCCCUGCUCUGUGGCAGAGCAAGCGGCCGUCAGACUCGCCCUCUCUGAACUUGGCCAUGGAAGAUAAAGACAGUGCUUCAGCAAAAGGAAACUAUAGGGACUCAGUAGAUCAAACUUGAUAUGCCCGAAUUCUAUUUAUUGGUUGCAGGAAAUGUUGGUUGGUAUCAAGUCAAAGGUAUAGAUGAUGUGGUAGUGUUCUCUUCCCAAAGGGAACUAAUAUUUCCUUUCAAGGGAUAUAUAUUUCAUUAGCUUAAUGAAAUUAUGUUUAGUUUUAUAUAUGUAUGGAAUUAGUUGAUUAAUCUUUAUAUGGAUGUGUACGAAUUCUAU